Molecule: messenger RNA, 516 nt
Organism: Procambarus clarkii (red swamp crayfish)
Lineage: Eukaryota; Metazoa; Arthropoda; Malacostraca; Decapoda; Cambaridae
Source: RefSeq, a predicted model, not a curated record
AUGUAUGACCCGUGUCUCCCCCAGGGCGUGUGUGUGGUGCGGCCGUGGGAGGAGGAGGAGGUGUGGGGCGCCUUCAGGAGGUGGCACGUGCUGGUGCUGACGGCCCUGGCCGCCCUGGCCCUCACGGUGUUGUGCUGCUGCGUCUUCAAGUGUCGGGUCCCUCGCACCAAGCAGGAGAUCGAGGCCGACUUCAUCAGACGCAAGUUAGCCAAGAAGUUCCAUCGUCAGCUCAACAUUAUCAACAACUCUGAGAUGGACGAGAUGGAUCUGCUCAAGGCCCUGGAGCGCCUGAGGUCCGAGCUACGAGCUGACUCUGGGAGCCUGGCCCAGUCGGAAGCCUUCUCCACCCUCUCCUUCACGCCCACAGGAACCCCGACCUACAGGAAGGGUUCAGAGCUCCACCUGGGUGUGUCGUUGGAGGAGCUGCGGCUGGCCACUGACCAGGGGCCCAUCACCAACCUCAGGGGCCGCGUCUCCAAUAUCAUCUCUGGGGCCCUCCGCAAGCUCCAGCACUGA